This is a messenger RNA of Odontomachus brunneus, 854 nucleotides long. RefSeq lists its product as uncharacterized. The transcript is spliced from 3 exons. Bases 39 to 854 code for a protein of 271 amino acids. The record is from RefSeq and is a predicted model, not a curated record. NCBI's taxonomy places the organism in Eukaryota, Metazoa, Arthropoda, Insecta, Hymenoptera, Formicidae.
ACACGAACGUACUCAAUAUUCAAGACAUUGAGUUCCCCAUGAAAAUUAAUCAAAUUACAAGAUUUGAACGAUUAAACGAUAUAUCCAUCAAUGUAUACAGCAUCAUGGGAGAAAAGAACGAAUCCAUUGUUCCGGUACGUCUUAGCGACGGAAAGAGGGAAAAGCAUGUGAACUUGCUGCGCAUUUCGGAACCUCGAGACCGCUACACGGGACACUUCGCCUGGAUCAAGGACUUAUCCAGGCUCAUAAGUUCUCAAUUGAGCAAGAAAAAAGUCAGAAAAUACAUUUGCGAUCGAUGCCUGCACUAUUUCUACUCCAACGAGAAGUUAGAGAGUCACGCGGUAGACUGCGAAAAAUUAAACGACUGUGCCAUCCUGCUACCCAGCGAAGACAAUAAAUGGUUGAGUUUUAGCAAUCACAGCAGGAAGGAGCGAGUUCCCUUUGUGGUGUAUGCCGACCUAGAGUGCACACUGGAGAAGACGGUAAGUGAGAAGGAAGAGGAGGGAUGUACAUCGCACGCGUAUCAGCAUCACAAAGUAUUUAGUAUAGCAUAUUACUUGCGUUGCUCGUACGACGAUUCGGUAUCAUAUUUUCGGUGCCGUCGCGAUACGGAUUGUAUUUCGUGGUUCGUCGAGCAACUAGAAAAGUUAGCACACCGUGUAAAAGAAAAGUUAUCAACCAAUGUCGAUAUGGAAACUUUAUCGAAGGAACAUAUGGUUGAGUACAACCCCGAUCAUACCCCAGACAUCCUCCAUUUCCUCCCCAAAAUCACGUCUGAUUAUGAGGAUUUCCCUCACAAUUUCUUGGAUCCGAUCGUUACAAAGUCUUCCGCUGUUAAACAGCAACACGAGUAG